GGAAAUGUAGUUCCUGCAACUGUGACGUCACAGAGAGCCGUCCAGGAAAUCGGGAUCCAGUUGUCAGUCUCUACAAGUGGGUCUUCCUCAAAGUUGGGUGUGAGCCCUGCCCUGCUGCAUCUCCUGCUGCGUCUCUGACUUGGAGGAAAUGCUGUCCUUCUGGGACGUGGCCAUUGAGUUCUCUCCAGAAGAGAGGGAAUGCCUGGAGCCUGCUCAGUGGAAUCUGUACAGGGAUGUGAUGUUGGAGAAUUACAGCAACCUUAAUUUCCUGGGUCUUGCUGUCCCUAAGCCACACCUGGUAAAGUUUCUGGAGCAAGGACAUGAGUCUUCAGGAGUGAAGGCACAAGCACGAACCACCAUGCCCCCAGAGUUGGACAGCCGACUUAUGCUAAGAGGAUCUCUAUACUAAAGUGAGCAUUGUUGGGUUCAUGAAACCUAACUCACAAUUGUAUCACAGAGACCCAGGCAUGACAGAGGCUCAACAAUUUCAGUUAUGAGGAUGAGGACAAUUUGGGGGUGGGGAGUUGGAUAAAAUCAGACAAACUGAAGUCACUGUGGAUAGUUCAUUCCCCAUUGAUCAUAGGGAAGAUUCAAAGCAUUAACAUAUUAUAGAAGAGGGGGGGCCUGGAGACAUGGCUUAGAGGUUGAGAGCACUGGCUCUUCUUCCAGAGGUCCUGAGUUGAAUUGCCAGCAACAACAUGGUGGCUCACAACCAUCUGUAAUGAGAUCUGGUUCCCUCUUCUGGCCUGUAGACAGA
Messenger RNA from Cricetulus griseus (Chinese hamster), 757 nucleotides. Lineage: Eukaryota; Metazoa; Chordata; Mammalia; Rodentia; Cricetidae. The record is from RefSeq and is a predicted model, not a curated record.